UCGUCACUGGCGGGCUCGUGCGUCGCGGUGCACCUGCACUGUCUGCGCUGGUGCGGCUUUUGCCGGCUGCCGGCGCAGACGCCUCGGCCGCUGCGCGUCGCGCACGAGAUCUACCGCAUGUUUGCUCUCGCCGCCACAGGCAUCUACUUGUUGCAGGAAUGCAUCUACGCGUACCAGGAGCGCAACGACAUGGGGAAGCUGUCGCGGGUGAUGUUCCUGCUAUUGUGCCACAUCACAUCGAUUGUGAAGCAGGCGGUGUUCCACGUGGACGCGGACAGCAUCGACGCUCUUGUCGCCAGUCUCGACGAUGCGGCGCUGCAGGGCGGUUCGUCGGCAGCGAAUGAGCUUCUGUCGCGCCGCACUUCGACCGCCCGGCGGCUUCAGCGCGCCUAUUCGGGGAUGGCUGUGCUCACUUGCAUUCUCUGGCUGGUGCUAACGGCGGCACGGUAUGCGCGCACACGCACCGUCGACUUUCCCUUCUGGCUGCCAGCCGCCGCUGACGAACCUCAUCAAUUCGCGCUCGUGCUAGUGUACUCGUACUACGUAACGACACUGGUCGGCAUCGCCAACACAACGAUGGACGCUUUUAUAGGAACUCUUCUAGACCAGUACACGGCGCAACUCGAGAUUUUGAGGUUGGACGUGCAGGCUCUGUCGCUGCGCGCCGCGGACACGGAUGAGGCUAUACUUCUGGAGCUCUUUUAUGAGUGCCUCGAUCAUUACAACAAAAUUUGCACAGUUCCGCUCGCAUAUUCGUCCUCUCCCGACCAUGGAGAAUCGCUCGGCACAUACAGUUCGGCUCUCCUUCCACUGGCUGACUGUGAAGCAAUAUUCGGUGAUGGGAGUUCAACCUGGGGUUCCGGUGAUUCGGGAGACAGCGAUAAUGGUUCCGACGAGGACAGCGGUGUCAGAGACGACAGCGGCGAAGACGGCGGCGGCGGCGGCGGAGGUGCAUUUUUCAAACCAAACGGCAUCCUUGUAAACUUGAAUAUACCGAAAGGAGUGAUAAAUGCAGUUUUAUCUUGGUCUUCUUUCCUCAUUGGUAUUUGUCAGUAUCCUGCUUUCAGGUCCAAUGCCGACAUAAAUGGAGUGGGCUUCGCUUCGUGGAGCAAAUCGUCGAUCCUUGGGAUCGGAUAUGUGUCAGGAUCAUGGAUGAAGGUCCAUGUGAAUUGGGCGAGAUUCAGUACAAUGCCAGCCUUCUUUAUAAAUCCAAUUCCCAGCAGGGUGCGGUUGUCUGGUGACUCCGGUAGCACGAUGAAAUUAUUCUGGAAGGUACGGCCACCCAAAGUAACUGCUGCGUCAAACGAAGGCUUCAACGGCGUCCACGCUUUUCUCACCGUCGUACGAGGCAUUGCACGAGGCGAAGGUGUUGCAGCGCUGGCUCCCAAUUGUCGCCAGAAGACGGUCGAACUGGUCUUCGCUGAGAUUCAUCUUCUUUCGUCUCUACUUUGUGGUCGUCUUCAACUUGUACGUAGUCCUUCGUCCAGACCGCGUUACAAAAUUUUGAGGUUCUAUGUGGCCCUCGUUGGGCGCCAGAUUGUAGCGCUGGCGAGCGGAGGAGGAAUGAAAGAGGUCUCGGUGUGCAGGGGCGCGCAACUGGUGGCGCACGUGUUCGGCGACGCGACCUUCGUGCAGUUCGCCAUCGGCGGCUGGAUCCUCUGCAUGGCGGCGUACAAAGUCGUCAGCAUAAGCGUGCUGAGCGUGGAGUUCGCUUCGAUGCUGCUGUUCAUCAUGUGCAUCCUCACCGAGCUGUUCCUGUACUGCUACUUCGGGAACCAGCUCACCGAGGAGAGCGCGCGCGUGCAGCAGGCGCUGUUCGCCUGCGGCUGGGAGCGCUGGCCGCGCGGGGCGAGGCGCGCGCGCCGGGCGCUGCUGCUGGCGCGCGAGCGGGCGCAGCGGCCGCUGCGCGCCGUCGCCGCCGGCGUGGUGCCGCUCUCGCUCGAUACCUUCCUCAAGAUUCUGAAGUCAUCGUAUACGUUUUACGCAGUGUUGCGUCAGACGAAGUGA
Hyposmocoma kahamanoa is the source of this 2007-nucleotide messenger RNA. RefSeq lists its product as uncharacterized. The record is from RefSeq and is a predicted model, not a curated record. The coding region runs from base 118 to 2007 and encodes 629 amino acids. Lineage: Eukaryota; Metazoa; Arthropoda; Insecta; Lepidoptera; Cosmopterigidae. Gene Ontology annotation, molecular function: olfactory receptor activity; odorant binding. Gene Ontology annotation, biological process: sensory perception of smell; detection of chemical stimulus involved in sensory perception of smell. Gene Ontology annotation, cellular component: plasma membrane. The transcript is spliced from 13 exons.